AAAAGUUAUCUCACCCUAAUUUAUGAGACAAUUGUCAAGAGAAGAAAAUUCAAAAAAAUUGUGAUGGGACCAAAAAAAAUAUAACCCUUGAACCAAAUCCAAAUACAAUGAUCAGCUAAUGAUUAUAGCUAAUGAUCUAUGUUGUAUAAAUUCAUAUUUGAAAUCGAUUGUAUGAUUUGUUUUGACCACAUAUCACCUGUACAUGCAAAUCCAUGUGGUUGAUGAAUUUACACGACCAACCAAAAAACAAAACAAACUUCUUGUAAGUUCCAACUAAAUCUCCACCACUAUCUAGGAGCUUCAUUCACAUUCCACCCUGUCAUUUUUUUCCAUAUAUACGUUGCAUAAACUCACUUGGUUCUCUUAUAUUUCUCAAGCUAAAUAAUCACUUUAAGAAAAAGUAAAAGGAUGUUAGAAGGGAAAGCAGUGAUGGGUGAGACAGAUAUGAAGCAAACAAUGAAGGAAGAUGCUCUUAGUUUGGCUGCCAAAGCCCUUGAUUGCUUUGAUGUCACCGAACCCACUCAAAUCGCCCGUUUCAUCAAGAAGGAAUUUGAUAGAAAAUACGGAUUGGGGUGGCAGUGUAUUGCGGGGACGCAUUUCGGAUCGUUCUUGACUCAUUGUAGUGGCUGCUUCAUCCAUUUCUCCGUUGGCAACCUUACCAUUUUACUCUUUAAGGGAUCAGCUGGUGAAGUAGCGUCCGGACCAACAGUCUAACCAGUUCAGACACAUUGUGAUAAUUAUCAAGUCUAUAUUUGGAUCUAUUUAGUGUUAAAUCAAAAUGCAUUCUAGCAUUUUCAGUCAUUUUCAAUCGUUUUUCCGGUUUGUACUUAACAUUUUUCUGUUUGCUUUUGGAGUCAGAAAGAAAAAGAAUAAAAAAUGUUGAAA
Messenger RNA from Brassica napus (rape), 885 nucleotides. Its product is annotated as dynein light chain 2, cytoplasmic-like. The coding region runs from base 409 to 714 and encodes 101 amino acids. Gene Ontology annotation, molecular function: dynein intermediate chain binding; dynein light intermediate chain binding. The transcript is spliced from 2 exons. Gene Ontology annotation, cellular component: dynein complex. Gene Ontology annotation, biological process: microtubule-based process. The record is from RefSeq and is a predicted model, not a curated record. Lineage: Eukaryota; Viridiplantae; Streptophyta; Magnoliopsida; Brassicales; Brassicaceae.